Maylandia zebra (zebra mbuna) is the source of this 2589-nucleotide messenger RNA. It is a transcript of the gene poldip2, whose product is annotated as polymerase (DNA-directed), delta interacting protein 2. Gene Ontology annotation, biological process: error-free translesion synthesis. Gene Ontology annotation, molecular function: DNA binding. Lineage: Eukaryota; Metazoa; Chordata; Actinopteri; Cichliformes; Cichlidae. Gene Ontology annotation, cellular component: mitochondrial nucleoid; nucleus. The record is from RefSeq and is a predicted model, not a curated record.
GGAGGACAAACGAUAUAAUACGUGUGUGACUGUGCUAGUAUUGGAAAGAUGGCGGCUAGUGCAUUACGUCGAGGGUUGUUGAGUAGUGUCAGUAAAUACAACAAGAAGCAUGCUCACAGAAUACUGAGUGUCGUUGACACCAGCUGCGGGUUCGAGGCAUACAGACCGCGGUUACUAUGCCGAGCUUGCGGCCUGCCUGACGGUGUUCAGCAGAGGAGGUUUAUGUCGUCACGGAACAGGCCUGAGGGGAAGAUUCUAGAGACUGUGGGAGUGUUUGAGGCUGUGAAGCAGCACGGCAAAUAUGAAACCGGACAGCUGUUUCUCCACAGCGUGUUUGGCUACAGAGGCAUCGUCUUGUUUCCAUGGCACGCCCGCCUCUAUGAUCGAGACAUCACCCCUCCCAUGUCUGACAGCAAACCUGAGCCCCCAGGGGCCCACGGCUCCAAGGAGGUGAAGGGGAAGACUCACACUUACUACCAAGUCCUCAUUGACACCAGAGACUGCCCUCAUAUAUCUCAGAGGUCCCAGACGGAGGCAGUGACGUUUCUGGCCAACCACGAUGACAGCAGGGCUCUGUACGCCAUCCCAGGUCUGGACUAUGUGAGCCAUGAAGACAUUCUGCCUUAUAACUCCACAGAGCAGGUCCCCAUCCAGCAUGAGCUGUUUGAGCGCUUCCUCAUGUACAACCCUUCAAAAAUUCCUCCAUUCACAGCCAGAGACACCCUUAAAGCAUGGCAAGAGAAGAACCACCCCUGGCUGGAGCUCUCAGACGUCCACAGAGAGACAACUGAGAACAUCAGAGUCACUGUCAUCCCCUUCUACAUGGGAAUGAGGGAGGCCCAGAAUUCUCAUGUUUAUUGGUGGCGCUACUGUAUCCGUCUGGAGAACUUGGGCAACGAGGUGGUUCAGCUGAGAGAGAGACACUGGAGGAUCUUCAGCCUAUCAGGAACUCUGGAGACGGUCCGAGGACGAGGUGUCGUAGGCAGGGAGCCGGUGUUGUCUAAAGAACAGCCAGCCUUCCAAUACAGCAGCCACGUGUCUCUACAAGCCCCAAGUGGUCAUAUGUGGGGAACGUUUCGCAUCGAAAGAACUGAUGGUUCCCACUUUGAUGUCCGCAUUCCUCCCUUCUCCUUGGAGAGCAACAAGGAUGACAAAGCGCCUCCUGCUGGCUACACAUUUUAAGUGUGUGCUACCACCCUCAAGCCCGGGAUACGCUGCCAGUCCUGCUUGUGUCAUUAUCUAGAGUUGCCCCUGACUUGUAACAUUGCUUCAGCCUUCAACCUGAGUCUAGCAUCAGGAAAGCUAAGCAAAGGGGAAAUUAUUAGCAGUUUCUAGAUUAUCUAAAUGCAGGCCCACCUUGCCUAUUUUCUGCUCCCCCCCCCCCCCCCCCCAGCAUUAAAUUCAUUUAGGCUAGAAAAUCAAUCUGCAAGCCUGUGCACUGGAGGAGAUCAGCACAGUGAAGUGGAAGAGAGCUGAGAGUUUGGAAGGUGAAUUAUUGCUGCCGAGCUGAAAUAUUGACCAGUUUAUUUUUAUACAUGAUGCAGUACUCUUGUCCUGAACCCUUUUUCGUUCUCCCCCAAUUGUUGUUGUUUUGGGUUUUUUAGACACUUAAAGAGACAGAGAACGUGUCAAAGUGUGGGCCUGUUAGUGUAAAAGUACAUAAGAUUUACUGUGUCACAACAAUGAAGCAAACUGGAAAUUUAAAAAAUAUCUCACCCUGAAAUGUCAAAAAUGAAACCACAUCUCUAUAAAUCUAAAGUACAGAAAGUCAAAAUGGCAGCAUAGCAGUAUUUGGUAGUUUAGAAGUGGUCAGCAGUUACUAUCUUGAGUUAGUGCAGAGUGGUCUGUCUGCUUUGCAUGUAUUAAUUUGCUGUUGGCUAAAACUUCCCCAGGACGCCAAAAAUCGAGUCAUAAAGGAAAAACGUUAAACCUGACCCAGAUUUGUUCUAAUGCUGCUGUUUCUGGGGGGGGGAUGAUGAUGAUGAUGAUGAUAAAAAUAAAAACUGCCAUAAACAUUUCCAGAUGAAGAAUUUGGGUAAAAAAAACUCUAGAAUUCUUCACUUGUGUGAUCAUUUAGGUGUCCGUGAUUGGAUAAAUGCCUAUAACUAAUGGUGUGUUAUUGAUGUAGAUUUUUGGAGAUCUGAUUUCUAAAUGUGCUUCAGACACUCUGAAAUGCAUCCACUUUUGUUCAAUGUUAAGUAAAACUAAAAGUCACAAGGCUAAGACUUGUGAACUCUCCUCCUGCUGGUGGCAGGUCAGGUCCCCACUGACUGUGAACAGAAGCAGCUCUCUGUGGAGUCAUCAGCGAUGAUGUUACCAGAAGAUGAGUUUUCUGUGCAAGCUGUCCGCCUUCCUCCCACCGUCUGCGCCCUACAAAAACCAAACCGUCAUCUUGAUCCUGUGCACAUGUGGAUGUGUCGUCAAGGCUGACUGUGACUUUGUAAAAGAGUUAUGAGCCUAAAAGUUGUAAAAUGAGGAAAGAAACUAACUUUUUUUUUUUUUUGCUUUGAUAAAGUGAUUUGAUGGUUGAAAUACUACUGUAAAUACCGAUGUAAUUAGAAGCAAAAUAAAUACACCUUUUGAACAAUA